GUAAAACCUUGUUUCUAUUUAAAUAUUAAUUUUGUAUUAUUUGUACAUAAACAAAAUUCAAUUCAAAUUUGGUAAAUCCUGCAAAAUUUUCAUACACAAAUAAUUGUGCUUUUUUAAAAUUUAUUUAUUGGAUAAAAAACCUUACAUACUUCCUAGUUUUCAUCAGCUAGGAUCAUGUGUUGGUGAUGCAUAACAUCUGUCUCUUACACACUUUGGUUAUCCCUAGUUUAUAAAUUGUUAAAGUACACAUUAAAUAUAUACCGAUCAACAAAAUUCCAAAACAAAUUACCUAAGAUGACAGAUAAGGAAUUUGAUUUUUUGUAUGAAUUUGCGAAGAAGCUAGUCAUGAAACUGGUCUCAUACAAAGAAAAGGCUCUAGGUUCUCAGUGGCUGAAUUUCCUCAAAAACACAAAAAGCGAGUUGAGGACCAACUACUUGAAAGUGUUCAUAGUUUGCGCUCACAAGCAGAAGUUAAAUGGUUUAUUCGCCGAGCCUCCACCAACGGAUCUUUCUCAGCUCAAAGAAUCGCCAAAUCUGUACGAAUUUGGCAAGAAAUAUUUAUUAACACAUUACAAUACUCUGCAAUGCGAUACACCAAUUGUUUCUACUUUAUCGGGGGAUAGGAAAGAAUACGCAGCAGCCCAGGUCAUCCCCAACCUCGGAGUGCAAAUGUAUUACACAACAUCUGAAACUCCGUUAGAAGCAGUACACGAUUAAUGUCAAACUCAAGUAAAACCAUUAAACCCAAUAUGUGUCACA
Messenger RNA from Cimex lectularius (bed bug), 759 nucleotides. RefSeq lists its product as uncharacterized. Bases 295 to 717 code for a protein of 140 amino acids. NCBI's taxonomy places the organism in Eukaryota, Metazoa, Arthropoda, Insecta, Hemiptera, Cimicidae. The record is from RefSeq and is a predicted model, not a curated record. The transcript is spliced from 3 exons.